Haliotis rufescens (red abalone) is the source of this 1287-nucleotide messenger RNA. Its product is annotated as sulfotransferase 1A1-like. Gene Ontology annotation, cellular component: cytoplasm. The record is from RefSeq and is a predicted model, not a curated record. The transcript is spliced from 6 exons. NCBI's taxonomy places the organism in Eukaryota, Metazoa, Mollusca, Gastropoda, Lepetellida, Haliotidae. Bases 107 to 949 code for a protein of 280 amino acids. Gene Ontology annotation, molecular function: sulfotransferase activity. Gene Ontology annotation, biological process: sulfation.
GACCAAACGCUCAGUUUGUGCGCAUGGCCUGACCUCGGACUCCCAACCAGUGUCCAACGAGGAAGAGAGUUUCUGACUGACACAAGAAUCAGAUAAAGGAAUUGCGAUGUCACGUGUCACGGUAGAGGACGCCGGUGGCGACACCAUCUGGCAAAUCGAACACGACGGUAACAGCUACCCAAACUUCCCCCACAUCGAUUCCAUCACCAACAUCCACAACCUCCCCAUCAGAGACGAUGACAUCUUCAUCUGCGCUUACCCGAAAUCCGGAACACACUGGAUCUGGGAGGUGGCUCGACUCCUUGUCACUGGCCAGACAAUUCAGGACAGUGUUGAGAAGGGCGUAGGCAUGCUUGAAUACCUGCCACAGGAGGAUGUGACGUCACUUCCGUCCCCCAGAAUUCUCAACAGCCAUUUCAAACUGAAGCUGCUUCCGGUGGACAUCCUCAAGAAGAGGUGUAAAAUCCUGUAUUUGAUACGGAAUCCCAAGGACGUGGUUGUGUCCUAUUACAACUACAUGCGAGGUCUGCCGCACUACAAGUACACGGGAAGAUGGGAGAACUAUAUGCAAUAUUUCAUGCUUGGUAAAUUUUCCUACGGGUCUUGGUUCGACUAUGUCCUGGAGUUUGAGGACAUGAAGAGGACUUAUCCGGACCUGCCAGUCCUCACCCUCCAUUACGAGGACUUGAAGGAGGACCCACUGCGAGAGAUACGGAAAGUAAACGAGUUCCUGGGAACAGGACGCAGCGCAGAGUUCCUGCUGGAGGCGAUUGAGCUCGCCAGCUUCGACAACAUGAAACAGAAGAAAUCCCAGCGCGUAACCUACAGGAAAGGUGAAGUGGGCGACUGGAAGAACUGGUUCACUGUGGCCCAGAACGAGUGGUUCGACCAGCUCUACCAGGAGAAGAUGGCUGAUUCUGAUAUCAAAGUCAGAUUUACGUUAACGUAGCUCUAGUUCCUGUACACUGGAUGUCCAUCGCUUAACACUAAUCAGAAACACAGAUCUCGCAGCAUAUUGGAUGUAUAGACAUGGUAUAUCCAAGUGGUCAUCUGCUCAGUGCCUGAUCAACAUAUUAUUAAUCAACGUCACCAUCCUCAUGAUGCUGCACAACAUCUGUUUUGACUGCAUUGAUCAGUGUACUCUCCAUGGAGACAUGCCAAUGGCGCACAAUUGAACUACUAGCUGGCAAAUUCAGGCAAUCCACAACAUCAUUUUAAAAAUUAAUUUGAUAUUUUAAUGAAACUAUAUUGGCAACAUUAAUUUUGUCCAAUCAUGAUAUAAUUGUU